Messenger RNA from Chara braunii, 969 nucleotides. The record is from the annotation of a GenBank genome assembly. Lineage: Eukaryota; Viridiplantae; Streptophyta; Charophyceae; Charales; Characeae.
UGGCGCGAGAGCAGGGGAGGGGCCAUCGAUUCACACCAUACUACUCGCUGUUGCGAUGGACGCCGGACGGACCGCCGGUACUUGUGCCCCAGUUGCCCGUGCUUCUCCCCCCCGUUGAUCCUCUAAACAUCCAAGCCAUUCCCCCUCCCUCAUACUAAAUGCCUCCCUUCUUUUCUUACACCACCCUCCCCUAUCAACUCACAGAAAGUCCCUACCCCAUGCGCAACUUCCACGAGCAUUUGGUGGAGCUGGAGGACGUGGAGCUGCUGCCGCAAGUUGAGGAGGACGUGUGGGAAUUGCACCGUGCGUUGUAUCGAUCGGUGGUGCUGGGCAUGUUCCUGUUUUCCAUGUUGUACGACGACCACAACAUCGUCGAGAACCUGCGGGUGUACUACGUCAUCUCGCGACCCAAGCCGGAGAAGGAGGGCAUGGUGGCAUUAUACCCGUUCGGGGAGAUGGGGACGAGCAGGUCGGGACUACUGGAGCUCAUUCAUAUUGAGUUGCUGUCUAUUGCACAAGUGAUCGCCAGCGAAGAAGAGGAUCUCCAACUCCGCCUGCGAACAGCAUCGGCUCCGCGACGAUCUUACCACGCGGCAGUGAUACCGGACUAUAUCGCGCGGGAAGGGGAAAAGGUGGUGAGCAUUGCCGAUAGGAGGUCGCUGCGGCCUCCCUCAUCCUACCCCAAGCCAGUAGCCCCGAGGGCCCUCAGGAAGACGCCCAAGAAGAGACGUCGCCAGCCAUCGCCAGAAGCACAAGGAAGCCGAGUGGGACUCGGAGAAGAGGUGAACCAGGUCGGGCGGGUGCGGAAGCCAGAUCCCGUUCCGGAGAGCAAGGCGACACCAAUCGAGGGACCUCCGUCGGGGGAAGGGGCGGAAACAAACCGAUUUCGGAUACGUGGGAACCCUCCGGAGCCGACAUCAUAGCCACCGCUCCUUCCCGGCCUCAAUCUUGAUGGAGCCAGCCCAUCAG